This is a messenger RNA of Entamoeba dispar SAW760, 1377 nucleotides long. Its product is annotated as nucleoporin p58/p45, putative. NCBI's taxonomy places the organism in Eukaryota, Evosea, Mastigamoebida, Endamoebidae. The record is from RefSeq and is a predicted model, not a curated record. The transcript has a single exon. The coding region runs from base 1 to 1377 and encodes 458 amino acids.
AUGGCAUUUACAACAACUGGUUUUGGUGGAUUAAACAAUAAUACAUUUGGUAAAACAACUAAUACCACAAAUGGAUUUGGUACUGGUUUUGGUUCAACUACAAGUGGUUUUGGAAAUAAUAAUAACACUGGUUUUGGUUUAACAACGGGUACUUUUGGAAAUAGUACUAACACUGGUUUUGGUUUAACAACAGGAUUUGGUAAUAGUAAUACUACAGGAUUUGGUAAUGGCAAUACUACAGGAUUUGGUAGCGGUUUCGGUUCAACGACGGGUGGGUUUGGAAAUAAUAACUCUGGACUUACUAAUGGAUUCGGAAACAAUAAUAACACUAAGGCCGGUGUUGGUUUUGGCUCAACGAUGGGUGGUUUUGGUAAUAAUAAUACAUUUGGCAAUACAGGAUUUGGUUCUACAACAACUGGAUUUGGUAAUAAUAAUAAUACAGGGUUUGGUAGUGGAUUUGGUAAUAAUAAUAAUACAGGAUUUGGUAGUGGAUUUGGUAAUACUACUAACACAGGAUUUGGUUCAACAACAAGUGGUUUUGGAAAUACUACUACUGGACUUGGUGGUGGAUUUGGUUCUGCAUUAGGUAAUGGGCUUAGUGGUGGAUUUGGAAAUAAUAACACAGGACUUGGUGGUGGAUUUGGAAAUAAUAACACAGGACUUGGUGGUGGAUUUGGUACAACAAAUACUACAAUAGGGUUUGGAAAUAAUGGUGGAUUUGGAAGUGGAUUAGGUACACCAUUUGGUAAUGGACUUGGAAAUAAUAAUAACGGAGGAUUUAAUUCAAUUAAUAUAAAUGGAAUGAACAACACAAUUCAAACACCAAACACACCACUUUUUGUAAAUGUUGAUUCAAGCAUGAUAGAAUUUUUAAAGAAUAAAAUACAAUCGGAUCGUUUAAAAAAUGCAUUGUCUUUAAAAGAUAUAAAGUAUAACAACGACUUAGAUAAAAUGAUUCAAGAAACACGGUUAAAAAGUCUUUCUUUAAAACAAGUAGAAGAUAAAAUAAGACCUAAAAUAAAUAAAGUAUUCGAUACAACAAUUAAUCAAAUGCAGAUAUUAAGAGAAAAACAACUACUUGAAGAAAGUAGUAGACAAAAUGAAAAAACUAUUAAAGAAAAAAUAUUUAAAAUCUGUUCUAGUUUUGAGGAAGAAUUUAAUGGUCUUAGUGAUCAAAUUAGUGAAUUAAGUAAUAAAAUAACACCUUUAGUAAAUAAUAUUACUUUACAACAAGCAAAAAUAGCUCUUGAUGAAAAUAAUAAACAAACUUAUCAAAUAAAAGAAAAUGUUGUAUUUAUACAAGAAAGUUUGACUGAAACAGAACAAAAACUUGAAUCUUCUUUAUCUCAUUUAUGGAAUCCUAAUACUUUAAAGUGA